Messenger RNA from Aspergillus puulaauensis, 357 nucleotides. RefSeq lists its product as uncharacterized. The coding region runs from base 1 to 357 and encodes 118 amino acids. Gene Ontology annotation, cellular component: intracellular membrane-bounded organelle; endoplasmic reticulum membrane. The transcript is spliced from 2 exons. Gene Ontology annotation, biological process: sterol biosynthetic process. NCBI's taxonomy places the organism in Eukaryota, Fungi, Ascomycota, Eurotiomycetes, Eurotiales, Aspergillaceae. Gene Ontology annotation, molecular function: heme binding. The record is from RefSeq and is a predicted model, not a curated record.
AUGAGCAUCCGCACGUUCCCCUAUACCACGCGGGCACAUUGUGCUGGCAAGGAAUAUGCUAACAAGCGCAGGGGUGGUGACGAAUUUCUACUAGACCAAGGCGGCCAAGAUGUGACAGAGCUUUUUGAAGAUGCUGAGCAUAGCAAGGAGGCACGACAGCUGCUGGGAACGCUCCUGGUUGGGGAUGUUGAAGAUCAGUGCUCGCCGUUAACCACAAAACAGGGCGAACAGGACAAGGGGUCUGAUUUAUUCCACUAUUAUCUCUAUCUGGUUCUGCUUUCACUCUCUGUGUUAUUGUUGGCCUGCUUUGCUGUACCGUUUGAUACGCUGCACAAGGGCCUGUCUAAACACUCUUGA